This is a messenger RNA of Aspergillus sclerotioniger CBS 115572, 711 nucleotides long. RefSeq lists its product as uncharacterized. Lineage: Eukaryota; Fungi; Ascomycota; Eurotiomycetes; Eurotiales; Aspergillaceae. The record is from RefSeq and is a predicted model, not a curated record. The coding region runs from base 173 to 601 and encodes 142 amino acids. The transcript has a single exon.
UGAGAGAUGGAUUGGAUGGGAAAAGGAGAUGAAAGCUGGAUGAUGAGGAAGGGAGAAGAGAAGAGAAGAAGAGGUUUGGUCGGCGGGGGAGGGGAAGUAGAAAAAGGGUAGCGACCAGUGACUGACGCAACGACCAGGUUACCAGGCCAGCUGGGUCCCUCCUCCGCUCCUGAUGCCGCGCCCAGUCGAAUCCGCACACCGGGGAGACGGACGGGGCAAAAGCUACAGUGAGCUCUGCCACCGUGCCACGGCGUGGGAAAUGGGUCAAUUGUCAGCUUGGGUACCCGGCUUGCGCCGCUCCCCAGUUCCCCAGCAGCCUUUCCGGUUUCAUACACCGGGCAAAGCAGGAGAGUCACGAUAUUUGGAUCUCCUGCUUCCCCCUCGGCAGCUGCCGUCUGGGCCAAUGAACGCGCCCCAUCUCCAGCACGCCGGGUACUCGCUCCUCCCAUGGCGAGAAUCUUUUGCCAGCGCUUCGGGAUCAAUUGAGUCCCUUUACCUAGGUUACGGGACUCGAUCUCGGGAAGACGGGCCCAUCCUCAGGGCUCUGCUACGAUCCUACCCGCAGGCAGCCGUGGAGGCGAGGAACCGGACAGUAACAUGAUGUAAUGGAGGUGUCGGCCCAUCGCCUGUCUUUCUCCAAGUUUCCUUCCAUGCCGCCAGUCAACAAAAAAGAGGGGCAGCCGGCCUUGCCGCUUUCGGCCCCGGGAGCUC